Messenger RNA from Fulvia fulva, 1125 nucleotides. RefSeq lists its product as uncharacterized. The coding region runs from base 1 to 1125 and encodes 374 amino acids. The record is from RefSeq and is a predicted model, not a curated record. The transcript has a single exon. Lineage: Eukaryota; Fungi; Ascomycota; Dothideomycetes; Mycosphaerellales; Mycosphaerellaceae.
AUGUCCUUCGGAACGGGCCAUAACAUAGAGGACUACCAGUCGAUGCUGGACGAGCACAAGCAGGAGCAGGAGCAAGAGGAGGCAAGAGGGGACUACGGGGGUCUCUUCGAUGGCUUCGGAUUUCGGGAAAAGACGCUGGCUAGGCCAUCCCUAAGCAUGGCUCGAGCAAAUCGACAGAACCGCAGCGCCGAUGAGCUGCCUGACGCAGAUGUGACUAUGCGUGCGAACCCUAGAAGCAUAAGCAAGCCAAUCCAGACUCCUCUGCCGACAUCAGCCACGGCGUCGAACCUACACAGACAAGCUGUCUCGAUAGGUGAUAUGCUUCCUCAACAGAGUCGAUUGGCGCCGAAGUCUUUGCUGGCCAAUUCUGCAACCUCUAUGGACAUCAUGGAGGAAUUGGCGUGCGAUUUCUCGACGUCGGGCCUCAGCCGCUCAACGACAGCUACGAAUGUGCCUCACUCAGCCGGUCGUAUACCGACGAAGCCAACACCCAAGCAGCCACAGCUACAGAAUCCCUAUUAUGCCCUUCACGUGGGCCUCGAGCAAGCCAUGGUCCAGAUGCAUGAAGCCAUCGCGGCUGCAAGUGCAUUGUUCGACAAGAUGCUGUACGAGGACGGGAGCAUUCUCGCGAAACUCUCGCAGCACGCGAAGACUAACCCCAAACAUCGCCUCAAUCAAAUUUGUCAGGGCUUAGGACACAUUGCCUCGCUACUGGGCAAUGGUCGUCCCGGAUGGCGUCUAACAGACAUGACUGACGACUUCUUUCAGGCGACGCUCCCGGUCAUCCAAAAGGUAGAGGCAGCCCUGUGGCGGCUAAUCCACAUGCCCUGCUUCUAUUGGCUGCGCGAGAAGGCGUACGAAGAGGCAUCAACCAUCACGCAUAGACUUCGCCGUGUGCAAGAGCAACGCAGAGAUCUUCUCCAAGAGAUGGAGGACGAUCUCUUCGAACAGGAGAUCGUGGAGGCGUUGGAGGAGGAGCAUGGUGACCGUGAUGGUGAUCUCGGUAUGGAUGGUGCUAUGGGCUGGGGCAGUCAAACUGCACCGGCCCCGGCGCCAUCGCACGGCAUAGGCUACCAUCAUGCCACAGUAGAGGAGGACGAUGAGAUGGAUGUGGAUCUUUUGUGA